Messenger RNA from Thamnophis sirtalis, 1179 nucleotides. The record is from RefSeq and is a predicted model, not a curated record. Lineage: Eukaryota; Metazoa; Chordata; Lepidosauria; Squamata; Natricidae.
UUGCCGGCUGCCGUCUUCGAGGCGCAAACUAACUUUGCCCGGGCGAAUUGGGGACCGUCGCCUUCUAGGCAUCAUGCAGUCUUGCGUCCAGUGGUGGGGGAGGCUGGUGGGUCGGGGGGGCAAUCUGCACGGGCACCAUGGCAGCGUCUGGGGAGGCAAGAAGCCGCCAGGCCGAUGGGGACGCAGGGAGCAGCUGAGACUGGCUUGUGUGAGAAGAAGCAGUAGCAACCCCGGAGCGAGAGCGGCCACCGCUGUCGCCACCGCCUCUUCCAGGCACAUCGAGAAACUCCUGGGCAGCCACGAUGACUUUUCCGAGCGACACAUCGGUCCAGGGGACAAAGAGAAGCAAGAGAUGCUGCAAACCAUCGGUUUGUCGACGAUUGAUGAGUUGAUCAAUAGAACAAUUCCUGCUAAUAUCCGCUUGCAACGACCUCUGAAGAUGGAUGACCAUAUAUGUGAAAAUGAAAUUCUUGAAACUUUAUACAGUAUUGCCAGCAAGAAUAAAAUCUGGAGAUCUUAUAUUGGCAUGGGUUAUUACAACUGCUCGGUCCCUCCAGCCAUUGCAAGGAAUUUGUUAGAGAACGCUGGAUGGGUGACUCAGUAUACCCCUUAUCAGCCAGAAGUCUCCCAGGGCAGGCUGGAGAGCUUGUUGAACUACCAGACGAUGGUGUGUGAUCUCACCAGGAUGGAUGUGGCUAAUGCCUCCUUGCUGGAUGAAGGAACAGCAGCAGCAGAAGCCAUGCAGUUGUGUCACAGGCAUAAUAAGCGAAAUAAGUUUUAUGUCGACAUCAGAUGCCAUCCUCAGACGAUAGCUGUGGUGCAGACCAGAGCAAAAUACACUGGCAUAAAUGUAGAGUUGAAGCUACCUCAUGAAAUGGAUUUCAGCGGUAAAGAUGUCAGCGGUGUCUUGUUCCAGUACCCAGACACUGAGGGGAAGGUAGAAGACUUUACAAGCUUGGUUGAUCAAGCCCAUCAGAACGGGAGUCUGGCCUGCUGUGCCACCGAUCUCCUUGCCCUCUGCAUCUUGCGACCUCCAGGGGAGUUUGGAGUUGAUGUUGCUCUAGGCAAUUCCCAGAGGUUUGGGGUGCCUCUUGGGUACGGAGGACCACAUGCUGCCUUUUUUGCGGUCAAAGAGAAUCUGGUGCGAAUGAUGCCCGGAAGGAUGGUGGGAGUUACAAG